Messenger RNA from Ascochyta rabiei, 930 nucleotides. RefSeq lists its product as uncharacterized. The record is from RefSeq and is a predicted model, not a curated record. The coding region runs from base 1 to 930 and encodes 309 amino acids. The transcript has a single exon. Lineage: Eukaryota; Fungi; Ascomycota; Dothideomycetes; Pleosporales; Didymellaceae.
AUGACGUCGACAACCGAGUCUCCUUUCCUCGACAUGCUCCCGCCUGAGCUUCGACUGCACAUUUACGACUACCUCCUCGUUGCAGACGAACCUUUGAGAGGUAUCAGCGCCAGACGAACCACAAAGCACGGGCUGGACACGAAGAUCUUCCGAGUCAAUAAGCGAAUCUACGCGGAAGCCAGGAGUGUCUUCUUCGGCAAGAAUACCUUCUACAUCACUUCGAUGCCGAGCCAGUUCGGCGAUGAUGUAGAAGGAUCGGGCGCAUUCGAACCACCACUACAAGUCAAGGAUCUCCCCUUAAUACGGCACCUGACAAUUGAUCCGUUAUACUACCCUAAGAAGUUGAUGACAGAGCCGGGCGUUGGCGGUGGGAAGCCCAUCUGUCCUGCUGCGGAACGGUAUGUCAUGAACUUGACGCAUCUGCUCGCUUUCGUCAAGUCGACCCUGCUGAGUCUAAGCUUCAAGGCUGACACGCGCCCAUAUGCGAGCUUCAGCGAUGAAGUGUAUGGCGCGUUUUCCCCAGACGAUGAGAGCUCAGAGGAAGAAUCAUUGGAUGUGAGGAAGAUGUUGACAGGGUUCCAUGUCAUCGAGGGCAACAGGCGUUUCACAAAGGCCAUGUCUGAGCUCACUGCAGUGAGGAGCAUACCGGUUGCGUUUUCGUUCCCGGAGUCGGACUUCAACUUCAACGUCGAGAAGAGCGAGCUGUGCAAAAGAGGACUGUUGUUCCUCGCAUGCCAAACGGUCUUUGCAAGAAGUGAGAUCAAGAUCAAAGCCAUGCUGGGAGGGCUCAGCGACGACGGUCUUGACGAAGUGGAGGAAGAGGAGGCAAAUGAGAGUGCUUAUAUGCAAGCUGAUGCAGAAGGAGGGCAGCGUCGACAGUCGGUCUGCAUAGUGCAGGGAGUGAGGCGCGUUGUGGAGUUAUUGAAGUGA